This is a messenger RNA of Sporisorium graminicola, 2034 nucleotides long. RefSeq lists its product as uncharacterized. Lineage: Eukaryota; Fungi; Basidiomycota; Ustilaginomycetes; Ustilaginales; Ustilaginaceae. Gene Ontology annotation, biological process: N-acylphosphatidylethanolamine metabolic process; N-acylethanolamine metabolic process. Gene Ontology annotation, cellular component: cytoplasm; membrane-bounded organelle. The transcript has a single exon. Bases 1 to 2034 code for a protein of 677 amino acids. Gene Ontology annotation, molecular function: N-acylphosphatidylethanolamine-specific phospholipase D activity. The record is from RefSeq and is a predicted model, not a curated record.
AUGGCCACCACAGAGCAUCAGCAAGCUCAACGCCCACAUCAUGAACGACACCACCGGACGUUGAGCGAGACGAUCCACGGUCGCGAAAAGAUCAAUGGCGCCGAAUCCGUUUCCUCCUCACGCAGCUCUUCGUCGGACGAUGAUGAGCCGGCUGCUCAAGGCACGACCGACGCUAUUCGCAACGUUCGCAGCGAAACGAGCAAAGCCGGCGCAACAGGGUCAAUAACCUACGAUAUCACCCUCAACUGUCGAUCUACGGACCCAAUAGCCGAUUCGCACAAUCUGGAUGCGGACGAGCUGCCCGCCCACUGGGUGCCUACCAUGUUAUCCCAGGUCACACGUGCUACAUCUACUGCUUUUGGACAACUCACCUCUCCACGAAACAGCACUUCUUCCCGAACCCAGCAGGAGCAAGAACAGAAGGAAAACGAAACAGAAGAUGGCCACAUCCUGCCACGUCUGACUUUCCGUAAUCCGUGGGAGCAAAGUUUCCGCAAGCCGGGCAUCAAAGGUAUCCUCGAAGGCGGCCUGAAAUGGGGUCUACCGGACAGCUACACCGAAGGCUCGGGAAAGAGCAGCAAGCGGUCCAGUGGGUUCAAAUCCAGCAAAAAGAUCCAGAAAGAGCUCGAGAUCGCUCGGCAGGAAGACCGCGAGCUGGGCGAUGACUGGGACAAAGUCGAUGUCGUCGAACCCCAAUGGGGCUGGCCAUCGGGGCAUCUGCAGAAGGAAGUGGACGAACUACGAAAGGAAGAUCGCGAAGCCCAUUCCUCGCGAGCUGAGCAUAACGAUCACAAGCAAGAGGCCAGAAAGGGAACCGAAGCCGACUACAAAGCGAAAGAACAGUCGCUGCGGGAUUGGUCGGACCCAAAGACGCCGUCUCGCGCCGCGGCUCGUGUGACCUGGCUAGGCCAUGCGACUACACUGCUCCAACUGCCACCACUCUCUACCUCCUCCUCCACCGAAAAGGAGCCGCCUCGAUCGAUCAACAUCCUGUUUGACCCUAUCUUUUCAGAACGCUGUUCGCCCUCGCAGACCGCCGGACCGCAACGCUUCACCCCUGCCCCCUGCACGGUCCAAGACCUGCCACCCAUCGACUUUGUCGUCAUCUCACACUCGCACUACGAUCAUCUCGACUACCACACAUUCAAGCACCUCCACCACCUACGCGGCGACCAGAUCCAUGCCUUGGUGCCACUGGGUGUGAAGGAAAAGAUCAGCGGGAGUGGCGGGUUCGGGUGGAAGCGCGAGCAGGUGAGCGAGCUGGACUGGUGGGAUCAUGCGCGCAUCUCGCUGCCCUCUGCGGAGGGAGCUGAGCUGAAGAUCGUCUGUACGCCGGCGCAGCAUGGGAGUGGGCGUGGGGCGGGGGACAAAGAUGCGAGUCUGUGGGCCAGCUGGGUGAUCGAGUGGAAGAAUGGCGGGGAGCAGCGGUUCUGUGCGUUCUUUGCAGGCGAUACGGGGUUCAAGUACCACCACGACAACCCGUACAAGCGGGCAAGGUACCCGGCCUGCCCUGCGUUCGCUGAGAUCGCGGCCCAGUUCCAGCCGUUCGAUCUGCUGCUCCUGCCGAUCUCGGUCGGGUCGAGUCUGAGCUACUUCCGCUCGUGGGAUCCGUUCCCGCGCGCGUUCAGCCCGUUCCCGCGCGUAUCGAGCACGCUGACGUCCAGCAUCCACAUGGACCCGUACGACGCCGUAGAGUGCCACCAGCUCUUCCAGCAGCACAAGCACAAGCAGCAAGCUGGCCGCAAGCAGAUGGUCAGCCUGGCGGUGCACUACGGCACGUUUGUACGCAACGCCGAGCAGACAAGGGGGGAUGUUAGGGAGCUGAGAAAGGCGUGUAGGUUGCAUGGGUUGAAGUUCCAGCGGGUCAGGGACGAGACGUGUUUGUUGAAGGGUGGGAGCGAGGCGCAGGAGGAAAAGCAGGAGCAGAAAAGACUGCAGGGUGUAGAGGACAAGGGCGAAGAGCAGGAUGUGUUUCUUGUCGCGGAUCAGGGCAAGACCGUUUGGCUGCCUAUCCACCCGUCGUCGUCGUCAUAG